Messenger RNA from Acanthosepion pharaonis, 2076 nucleotides. The record is from the annotation of a GenBank genome assembly. NCBI's taxonomy places the organism in Eukaryota, Metazoa, Mollusca, Cephalopoda, Sepiida, Sepiidae.
AUGGCGGAUCUUGUGGCAAAUGUAUUACGUGAAGCUCAAGAAAAAAAGUCUUCAUUUAAGUCAAUCGAAGUGCACAAGAGUCUUGAACUCGAAUUAGAUGAAGGAAAUCUGUUAGCUACAGAUCCUAAUCCGAUUGACCAGAAAUGUUUAAGUAAAAAUAAGGAAGAUUAUCUUCGAAAUCUUGCAAGGGACAACACACAGCUACUUUUUAACAAAAUAUGGCAGUUGCCAAUAGAAAAAGUUGAUGAUGUUGUUGUUGUGAAGCUUCCUACUCCAACAAGUGUUAUUCCUCGUGAAAAACCAGUUCCUAAACCAAAGCCACUGACAAAAUGGGAACAAUAUGCCAAAACAAAAGGUAUUACAAAGAAAAAGAAAAGCCGGAUGGUAUGGAGUGAUGAGGCUAAACACAAUAACUUCUUCUUUUGUUUUUCUUUCUUCUUUCUUCUUUCUUCUUUUGUUUUUCUUUCUUCUUUUGUUCUUCUUCUUCUUUUGUUCUUCUUCUUCUUUUGUUCUUCUUCUUCUUUUGUUCUUCUUCUUCUUUUGUUCUUCUUCUUCUUUUGUUCUUCUUUCUUCUUCUUUUGUUCUUCUUUCUUCUUCUUUUGUUCUUCUUUCUUCUUCUUUUGUUCUUCUUUCUUCUUCUUUUGUUCUUCUUUUGUUCUUCUUUCUUCUUCUUUUGUUCUUCUUUUGUUCUUCUUUUUUCUUCUUUUGUUCUUCUUUUGUUCUUCUUUUGUUCUUCUUUUGUUCUUCUUUUGUUCUUCUUUUGUUCUUCUUUUGUUCUUCUUUUGUUCUUCUUUUGUUCUUCUUUUGUUCUUCUUUUGUUCUUCUUUUCUUCUUCUUUUCUUCUUCUUUGUUUUUCUUUCUUCUUUCUUCUUUUGUUUUUCUUCUUUUGUUUUUCUUUCUUCUUUCUUCUUUUGUUUUUCUUUUGUUUUUCUUUCUUCUUUUGUUUUUCUUUUGUUUUUCUUUCUUCUUUCUUCUUUUGUUCUUCUUCUUCUUUUGUUCUUCUUUUGUUCUUCUUCUUCUUUUGUUCUUCUUUUGUUCUUCCUUCUUCUUUUGUUCUUCUUUUGUUCUUCUUUCUUCUUUUGUUCUUCUUUCUUCUUCUUUCUUCUUCUUUGUUCUUCUUUCUUCUUCUUUUCUUCUUCUUUUGUUCUUCUUUUGUUCUUCUUUUGUUCUUCUUUCUUCUUCUUUGUUCUUCUUUCUUCUUCUUUUCUUCUUCUUUUGUUCUUCUUUUGUUCUUCUUUUGUUCUUCUUUCUUCUUCUUUGUUCUUCUUUCUUCUUCUUCUUCUUUUGUUCUUCUUUUAUGUGUUUUUUUUUUUUUUUUUUUUUUUCCUAUCUCUCUCCUUCCAUUUGCUUCAAGAUUGGCGUCCACGCUGGGGCUACAAAAGAGCAAAUGAUGACACAAAAGACUGGUGCAUUGAGGUUCCUGCAAAUGCUGAUCCAUAUGAAGACCAGUUUGCUAAGAGAAAAACAGCCAAGAAGGAACGCAUAGCGAAGAAUGAAUUGAAGAGGCUACGCAAUAUUGCCAGAGCUCAAAAGCUGAAAGUGUCUGAGCUGAAUCAUACACCAAAGCUAAAAGAAUCUCGUGAAGAUGUCAAUAGAAAAAUAGCAGUGGCCAAGUUGUCUACAGCAUCGGUUGGAAAAUUCACAGAAACUUUAGCAAAAGAAAAAGUAGCUAAAAAUGUUGGCUGUAAAAGAAAAUUUGCACCCAACCAUGGUGAUAUCAAGGUUGAAACUUCCCAUCAAUUGAAUUUGCUGGGGAAACUUGGCAAAAAGGAAGUGUUGGAUGUAACAAAGGCUGCCAACAUGAAGUUACAUGAAGAAGAAAUGUCCAGAGCCAAGAAGAAAAAAGAAGAUCCACAAAUUAUGAAAAAGGGCAAAAAUAAAUUUGGCAAAGGAGGCAAAAAAUUCAUUAUGGGAGGAAAAGGACUCAAAUCUGACAAAAAGGCAUAUUUUUUCACAUUACAUAAACAAAGAUGGAUACGUUACGAUUCACGUCACUUCCGCCAAAUCUGGGUAUGUGACAAAUCUAAAGGAAUUGCUCUCUCUUCUUUCCUUCUUCCAACACCUGGGGAACCGUAA